Exophiala bonariae is the source of this 849-nucleotide messenger RNA. RefSeq lists its product as uncharacterized. NCBI's taxonomy places the organism in Eukaryota, Fungi, Ascomycota, Eurotiomycetes, Chaetothyriales, Herpotrichiellaceae. The transcript has 3 exons. The record is from RefSeq and is a predicted model, not a curated record. Bases 1 to 849 code for a protein of 282 amino acids.
AUGGAUGAUCCAGUUGCGGAAAUUCCAGAUAUCAUCCGAACCUUAUGCACGGCACCCUCAGAUAUUCAACGAGAUACCAUAGAAUCUUACUUCACAUCCACGGCUUCUUUUACCCACCCGUUCUGCCGGACAGGCAGUAGCCCAUGGUCAAGAUGGCUCAUCACCCAGAUCUAUCGCUGGUACAAGAUUCUCAGUCCCGAGAUUGAUGUUUCGGUCGACAGUGUCGCAUUUGAUCCGGAGAAGCUACUGCUUUACGUUUCCAUUCAUCAGAAUUUCAAACUCUGGGUUGUUCCAUUUUACAAUGCACCCGUCAAGCUGGUCACAGUUCUGCAGCUGGUCAAGGGUUCGACCGAGCCUGGCCCAGAGCCAAGCGUGGUCUAUGAUCCCGUCCUCUCGAAGGGGAACAACCUUGAUAGCAUCACGAAUUCAGCGAUGUUGCCGGACUACGAGCGAGCAGACACCACCCUCAACAAGACUAGGAAGAAAGUGGUCAUCAUUAGUCCCCUGAAUGCCCAGAAAAAGGCGACCGCCAUACCAACUCACAACAGAUUCAGCGUUCUUACCUCUCCUCCAUCUCCAUCUCCUACUCUCGCAAGCUCAAUCUCUGGGGGCGACACCUCAGGCGAGCAGUAUUAUAUCCAAUCACAAAACGACCUCUACCAGACGAGUGAAUGGAUCAAGUUCCUCGUGCCCUGGGGUAUUGGGGAUUUGCUCAUGGUUCUCUGGCAGUUUUUGGCCACUUUCAUGUGUGUCCUUGGUGCGCUGGCCUAUGAUCUGAUCGAUACCCCACGAAGGGCAUAUGGUGGAAUACUUGACCUUGGCAAAGAGACCACGCCAGACACUGACUAG